AAAAGUGGAUAGAAAUUCCUUUAAAAAAAGUGGCUAGCUUGAAAUUGGAAUCGAUGAGGGGUAUUAAAACUUAAUAGAAAAGGAUCUUGAUUAUCCCAGCCUGACCGGCCACCAAGUUGUUGUACCCUCCUUGUCUACAGAAGAAUCUUUAUAGCUAGGCUGCUUCAAUUCUUACCCAUCUCCAUGUAUAGUAGUAGCUAUGUAGUGUAUAUAUAUGCCCGAUAGAUGCCUUGCUCAGCUCUCUCACAACAUCUUCAAGACUCGUACAAUAUAUAAUAUCCUUCAAUUCUUAACUACAGACCAGUCCAACAAACAUAUUUCUUUCUAUAUAUAAAUAGAUAGAUAGAGAAAGAGAGAGUAGUGAAGAAACUAGGCUGCGCUGAGAUAUAGUGUUCUGUUAGACUUUCUAUUUUUAGUAAGUGGUCGAGGAAUAUGACGAUGGGCGGAGAUAAGAAGGCAUACUUGGUUGUGGUGGUAAUACAGACCAUAUAUGCAGGCAUGUUCUUGAUCUCCAAGCUUGCGUUCGAUGAUGGCAUGAACACCUCUAUCUUUGUGUUCUACAGACAGGCCAUCGCCACUCUCUUCUUAGCUCCCAUUGCCUUCAUUGUCGAAUGGUAUGUACGUCCGAAUACCAUGUCCUCGUCCAGCCGGCCGGCCAUCCGUUCAUAAUACUCCCUCCGUCUCUUUGUUAGAUUGACUUUUCUUUGUCAAUUAUGAUCAAGCUGUUUGAGUAAUAAUGUUUUCUAAUAUGAAAUCAUAUUUUUAAUAUCAAAUUUAUAUUAAAAUACGCCUUACUAAAAAACUAAAAAACUAAAAAAACUGAAAAGCUAAGUUUAAAGUAUGGGUGAGUACUGCGUAUUACACUAUUGCUUAUUUAACUGUUCCGUUCAGGCGUUCACUAAUCACGUACCAUUGAAUUAAUUAAUAAUGAUAUCGUUUUUUCGUCAUGAAUAUCUAUCAGGAAGACUGCACCCCAUCUGUCGCUAACAACUUUCAUUAAGAUAUUUAUGAUCUCCUUGUGUGGGAUUACAGCGAGUUUGAACAUCUAUGGCGUAGCCGUGAAGUAUACUUCAGCAACAUUAGCAGCUGCCACUACAAACAGCCUCCCGGUGGUGACUUUCAUCCUUGCUCUUCUUUUGAGGAUGGAAACGGUGAACCUUAGAUCGGUUGGUGGGCUGGCAAAGGUAUUGGGGGUAGCUCUAUGCACAGGGGGAGCUGCAACCAUCGCCUUCUACAACGGACCUACCCUAAAGCUACUUUUACAUCACCACCUUAUCAGCCACCAUGACCAACAACAUCAACAAAAUGCUGCUUCUGGCAACACAUGGGUCAAGGGUGUCUUUCUUAUGCUCCUAGCUAACGCUUGUUGGAGCUUAUGGAUUGUCGUACAGGGGCAUAUUGUGAAGGUGUAUGAUUGCAAGCUUCUAAGCACAGCUCUUCAAUGCGGUUUGAGCACCAUACAAUCAUUUGUGAUAGCCAUUGCGUUGGUGAGAAAUCCGGUGGAGUGGCAGCUUGGAUGGAAUAUCAAACUUCUGUCCAUUAUUUAUUGUGGAGUGGUAGUGACAGGAUUGACAUUUUAUUUGCAAGCCUGGGUAGUUGAGAAGAAAGGUGCACUUUUCUUGGCCAUGACUACACCUUUGUCUUUGAUCAUCACCAUAGCCAUUUCAGCUGUCCUUUUGGGAGAGAUUGUGAGUUUGGGAAGCAUUCUAGGAGGAGUUUUGCUGGUGGGAGGACUAUAUAGUGUUUUAUGGGGAAAGGCUGAGGAGCAUAAAUUGGGAGCGGUCACAAAGGUUGACAUUGAGAACGGUGAUGACUUCGCCAAGAAUGAGGAGGACAAUAACAAUGGUGGCAUGGAAACUAAAAUUCCGCCCAAUCAAAAUAAUUUAAUAAACCGUGCAAAUUCUUGAGUGUGCUUGGCCCGCCAUACACGGAUGCUCUGUGCCUUUGUUCUCUUAUUUCAAUACUAUAAUUUUAUCUAAUUGUUUUCUCCAUCUAUUGUCAAAAUAUCAGUUUCAAAAUUCUUAAUAAUAAAGAUCAG
This is a messenger RNA of Cuscuta europaea, 2038 nucleotides long. Lineage: Eukaryota; Viridiplantae; Streptophyta; Magnoliopsida; Solanales; Convolvulaceae. The record is from the annotation of a GenBank genome assembly.